AUGGACAAGAUGGGAGAUCCAAAGGAGCAGGAGCCUACUCCGGAGAACAUGACGAUGUUGCAGGCCUUCGAAUGGUAUGUUCCGGACGACCAAAAGCAUUGGAAACGCCUAGCUAGCCAGGUACCGCACCUCAAAGCCACAGGUGUUGACAACAUGUGGAUCCCUCCGGGAUGUAAAGCAUCAUCCCCAUCGGGGAAUGGCUACGAUAUCUACGACCUUUAUGAUCUAGGCGAAUUUGACCAAAAAGGAUCGAAGGCCACAAAGUGGGGAUCAAAAGCCGAACUUUUGGAAUUAGUACACCGCUGCAAUGAAACUGGUAUCGGGGUCUAUUGGGAUGCAGUUCUGAACCACAAAGCUGCCGCGGACCACAAAGAGAAAUGCGAGGCGCAAGAAGUCGACCCAGAGGAUCGUACCAAGAACAUCUCCGACCCUUAUAAAAUUGAGGCCUGGGUGGGGUUCGACUUUCCUGGCCGAGGCGAGCAGUAUUCUUCACAGAAAUACCACUGGUAUCACUUUUCAGGCACAGACUAUAAUGCCGCGAACAAGAAAACCGCCAUCUACAAGAUCCUGGGGGAUAAGACGAAAGGUUGGGCCGAUGGUGACGAUGUCGAUCAGGAAAAGGGCAACUAUGAUUACCUUAUGUUCGCUGAUUUGGACUAUAGCCAUCCAGAAGUGGUCAAGGACGUCCUAAAUUGGGGCCUGUGGUUAAACAAGCAGGUAAAAUUGAAGGGCAUGAGAUUUGAUGCCGUGAAACAUUUCAGCGAGGACUUUCUUCGACAGUUCAUCACUAAAAUGGACGAGAUUCAUGGCGAUGGGUGGUUCUUUGUAGGCGAGUUCUGGAAGGAUAGUCUGGAUGACAUGACCCGCUACCUUGACCAGAUGGGCAAGAAGUUCAGCCUUUUCGAUGCUCCUCUUGUCAACAGGUUUAGUCAGUUGAGCAAGACGGAAAAUGCAGACUUGAGAACCGUAUUUGACGAUACAUUGGUCAAGAUUGCACCUAUCAACGCUGUGCCGUACCAGGCUCUCGAAGCUCCAAUUGAGGGGUUCUUCAAGCCUCUAGCCUACGCACUUAUAUUGCUUCGUUUCGACGGCUAUCCCUGUCUCUUUUAUGGCGAUCUCUAUGGCAUUAAAGGAGAGCACCCCUUUCCACCAUCUUGUGGUGGAAAGCUCCCUGAUUUGGCCCUCGCCCGCAAGCUCUAUUCGUAUGGCGUCCAACAGGAUUACUUCGACUACCCGACUUGCAUUGGGUGGGUAAGAUACGGCACAUGGGACCGCAGGUGGGGAUGUGCCGUUGUGAUGUCAAAUGCCGGACCCGGAGAGAAGCGAAUGCACGUUGGUGAAAUUCAUGCUGGGGAGGUCUGGACUGAUGUACUGGGAUGGGAACAGGGUGAAGUGACUAUCGAGAAGGAUGGAUACGGUACUUUUAUGUGUCCCGGCACAAGCGUUGCUGUUUGGGUAAACAAGUUUGCCGAAGGGAGAGACCGAUUUGGGAAAUUCAAUUAUUCUAGCUACGGCGCUGGUCUACUUCUUGCGGUCUCCAAACGACCCAGAUCUGAAUCGCUCUACCCAAGUAGCAGUCCACACGCUUCUCAUUACACUCCGAUCGAUUUGAUCAGAUGCGGAAAAGUAGCACGAGACGAGAAUAGGAUCGAGUCUGGUGAUGUUGAUGUUCUUGGGCCUCCUGCGUAA
Messenger RNA from Venustampulla echinocandica, 1689 nucleotides. RefSeq names its product (Trans)glycosidase. NCBI's taxonomy places the organism in Eukaryota, Fungi, Ascomycota, Leotiomycetes, Helotiales, Pleuroascaceae. The coding region runs from base 1 to 1689 and encodes 562 amino acids. Gene Ontology annotation, biological process: carbohydrate metabolic process. Gene Ontology annotation, molecular function: hydrolase activity, hydrolyzing O-glycosyl compounds; calcium ion binding. The record is from RefSeq and is a predicted model, not a curated record. The transcript is spliced from 6 exons.